Molecule: messenger RNA, 1360 nt
Organism: Hemicordylus capensis (graceful crag lizard)
Lineage: Eukaryota; Metazoa; Chordata; Lepidosauria; Squamata; Cordylidae
Product: proline-, glutamic acid- and leucine-rich protein 1-like
Exons: 4
Coding region: 97-699 (200 amino acids)
Biological process (GO): positive regulation of DNA-templated transcription
Cellular component (GO): nucleus
Source: RefSeq, a predicted model, not a curated record
AGUGCUGAGCCUCGAAGAGGGUCCACCUGCAACCCAGGAGGAGGAGGAGUCCUUGAACAGACCGGCAAGGAGCCUCCCCCUGCAGAUGCAGCAGUCAUGGCGGAAAGGAUGAGGGGCUGUGAGAGUCCCGAGAUGCCUGCCGAGGGGGGGGCCCCGUGCCAGAUGCCGCCAGGGGGCCGGGAGCCCCACCACCCAGCCGCCAGCGACGGAGCAGGCCCCAACGCUGACCAGGAGAUGCAGUGGGUCUCAGCCAGGGAGGAGGAGGAGGAGAGCCUGCCAGGAGCACCUGCCCUCCACAGCCAGCUCUUCCUCCGCCCGCCGCAGGGCCUGGGCGCCGAGGCCUUCUUCAGGGGCCCCCCGGCGGAGCCCUGCGAGGAGAUGUCCCGGGACCCUGCCGAGUUGCCCGGCCAGGCCGCGGGCACCGGAGGAGGAGGAGGAGGCCCCCCCUGCCCAGGGCCCUGUGAGGGGCGCUGCCGGGACUUCUACGGGGGGGAGCCGUGGCCGGGGAAGGCGCGCCUGCCCUCCAUCGUGGUGGAGCCCAGCGAGGGGGACGACGACGUGGAGAGCGGGGAGCUGCGCUGGCCCCCGGACGAGUUCUCCUUGCUGGAGGAGGAAGAGGAGGAGGAGGAGGAGGACGACGACCUCUUUGCCGAAGGGCUGUCGUCUUUCGAAAGCGACCUGGAGGAAGUGCUUCUGUAAGGCCGCCGGAGAGAGCCUCCCAGAACGGAAAGGGGAGGGGGGGCACGGGACCCCUGCCUGGCCUGGCCUGGCCUGCCUGCCAAGCUCCCUUGAAGACGGCCUGGAGCUUUCAGCUGAAGAAACAGAGUCGAGCGGCUCCCGGCUUUGCCCUCGGUGGAUGCAGACGAGGUUAGCAACAUGGAGACGCCCUGCUUCUGUUUCUAGCUGUCUGUCUGGUGGGGGUAACAGCUCUUCCAGGGAGGGGUGCCAAAUAGGCUGACCCCCCCCCCACACAAGACAGCAGGGUGGCUGUAAUUUCGGCUUCAUCCUGGCCACAGAGAAAGGAGGCUGCACAUGUAGAGACUGCAAAUAUCAACACUGUGUCAUUUCCCUUCCUUCUGAUUUGUAUAACUCAGUCCACAUAGCACAGGAUUUGUGCUUUUCCUAUUGCCCCCAGGGUGGGUCUCCCUGGCUGUCAAAAUGUAAUCUUCUUGGGGCAGAGACCUCUCUCUCUCUCUCUCUCUCUCCCUGGCUGCUCUUUAAUAACGAAGGCCUAUAUUUGUUAGCCACCCCAUAACAAACGGUUCUCUGGGUGGCACACAACAGUCAAAAACAUCCCAUUAAAACCCAUGACAGACCAAUGACAAUAGAAAAAACACAAUAUAGAGACAGUUUUCCAGCA